UAAGAGUGAAGUAAACAGGAUAUUUCCCAACAACCGUCCGUUUUUGACUGUUUGAAUUAUAAAGUUUCCAAUCUCCUAUAAAAGCCUUCCUUCAACUCUUUCUCUCUGUCUCAAACUCAAACAAACAAAUCCUCUUCAUUUCCAAAAAAAAUAAAAAUGAAAGCAACACCAUCCACGGCCGUUGCUCAAGGCGGCAACGCCAGCAAUGACAAAAUCUCAACCAUCCAUCCCGACAUCAUCCAAUCCCAUAUCCUCACCCGACUCGACGGCCCUUCCCUCGCCUCCCUCGCCUGUGCUUCCUCUCAAUUACACGUUCUCUCUACCCAAGAAAAUCUCUGGCAAAACAUUUGUUCUUCCACGUGGCCUUCCGUUAAUCACGCUCGUGUGCUAGAAAUCAUCUCCACUUUCCCCUCCGGUCACCGUUCAUUCUUCUCCGAUUCUUUCCCGUUUCUCGAUCCCCAGCUGUCAAGGCUCGACGUCAACUCUUUCACUCUGCCAACGGAAUUAAUCUCAGCCGUUGAUAUUUACUAUCAAGACAAAAUUAUUUAUUCUAAAGUUGAAGAAACGAAAACGUCAAGCAGCUGGUUUUUGUGUUCACCGUUCCGGGUGGAUUUACUUGACCUGAAAGAUUCCGUUCCGACUUCGAUAAAGUAUUUUGGUGGCAGUAAAGACGACACGUGGCUAAAACAUUUGGAGGAGAACUUGAGUUUAAGCUGGAUAAUUAUCGACCCGACCCGGAAGAAGGCGGUGAAUAUGUCGAGUAGGAGAGCUGUUUCUGUGCAACGGCACUGGUUGACGGGUGAUGUGCAGGUGCGGUUUGGGAUGGUGAUGGGGGAAGAAGAACGGCGGGGAUCAUCCAGAGAGUUAGUGGACUGUAGGGUAGUGGUCACGUGCGGGGGAAAAGAAGGAGGGGAGACGCACGUGAGGGAAGUGAGUAUGGUGAUGGAGGACAUGGAAGGGAAAGGGUUGAAUGGGAAGGACAGUUUGGUAAUUUUGGAAGGGGUUAUGGAGAGUGGGAGGAGGAAGAAAGGGAAUGGAAAUGAAGGGAAAGAGAAGCAUGUGGAGUUUGAGGAGAGGAAAAGGCAGAGGAAAGAAAGAAUCCAAAGGAAAGAAAGGAUAUUUGAUUUGGUUUGCAUUACUGUUGGUGUUGCCUGUUUUGUUACAUUUUGGUCAGCAAUGUUGUUCAGGUAACAGCAUAUACAAAAAAUUUACAGGUUCAAGAUUCAGUUUUUCAUGAUUCUACCAGUCACUUUACAGAACA
Molecule: messenger RNA, 1261 nt
Organism: Durio zibethinus
Lineage: Eukaryota; Viridiplantae; Streptophyta; Magnoliopsida; Malvales; Malvaceae
Product: F-box protein At2g27310-like
Molecular function (GO): protein binding
Source: RefSeq, a predicted model, not a curated record